UGCCACUUUUUAAUCGGACGAAAGCGCCGGUUUGUUGUUAGCAGAAUUAUAAAAUGUCUCUGGAAAUUCUAAAACAAGGAGCCGAGGGGCGUCUAUAUCUGGGCGAUUUUAAAGGAGAGGCCUGUCUGAUCAAGGAGCGCUUUGUGAAGAAGUACCGUCACCCGGAACUGGACACCCAGAUCACGCGGCAGCGCAUGAAAGCCGAGGCAAAGGCUGCGGGACGAUGCCUGGCCGCCGGGAUUUUGGCUCCAAGGAUCAUCCACUCGGACCUAAACAGCCACAAACUGUAUAUGGAAUACUUUGACAAAGCCAAGACCGCCAAGCAGUUUAUACUGGAUACAGUGUCCAGUCAGAGCGAGGACCUGGCAAAGCAAUCCCUCCAGAAGUUUUGUACGAGAAUCGGAUCAAUCAUUGGAAAAAUGCACUCAAACCACAUUAUUCACGGGGAUCUGACGACUUCGAACAUCCUUAUCAAUCCGAAGGGCAGCGAAUACGAUAUUAUAUUAAUUGAUUUCGGAUUAAGCCACUACAAUCAGGCGACUGAGGACAAGGGCGUGGAUUUGUAUGUCCUCGAACGGGCCUUACUGAGCACCCAUAGCGAGCAACCGUAUCUAUUCGAGCAGAUCCUGACCGCCUACCGCACGGAAUGCGGAAAGGACGAGCAGGCUGUUCUAUCCAAGUUCGAGGAAGUGAGAGCCCGUGGACGCAAGAGGACGAUGAUUGGUUAACAAAUAAUAAACUUUAAUGGCUGUUACACUACUAAA
Molecule: messenger RNA, 764 nt
Organism: Drosophila elegans
Lineage: Eukaryota; Metazoa; Arthropoda; Insecta; Diptera; Drosophilidae
Gene: Prpk
Product: EKC/KEOPS complex subunit TP53RK
Exons: 1
Coding region: 54-728 (224 amino acids)
Biological process (GO): protein phosphorylation
Cellular component (GO): EKC/KEOPS complex; cytosol; nucleus
Molecular function (GO): ATP binding; protein serine/threonine kinase activity
Source: RefSeq, a predicted model, not a curated record